Messenger RNA from Prorocentrum cordatum, 2826 nucleotides. The record is from the annotation of a GenBank genome assembly. Lineage: Eukaryota; Dinophyceae; Prorocentrales; Prorocentraceae.
UGGAGCACGAGUAUGGCCACGUAUUGCGUGCUGUACCUUUUUCUGACAAAACGACCCCUCGGCAGAUCUUGCGCCAGUGGGAACGCACGUGCCCCGACGUGUCCGUCGCGGAAGGGGUCUUCCGUACUUGGUUCGACAAGCACCGUGCCGCUGCGGAUCUCGAAACAAUCCAUGGGUAUGUAGCGCUGGAGGCCCGUGCCGGUGAGAAGCUCCGGCAGUUCCAGGGAGAGGGGCGGCACAGCAGUUUCAAGCUUGUCCGGGAACUCCGGAGCCAGGCCGGGCUCAACACGACCGAUGCCGUCAUGAGGGAGUGGAUGCGGCAUCAUGGCGGUGGCGCGCCAUCCUGGUGUUCGUCGGCGCAGGAUUUGGAGCAGCGCGUGGGUCAACGUCUGCGUGAAUACCUCGCCGAGGAGACUGCGGCGGGGGAUGCCGACAGUAUAAAGCAAUGGCUUGCUGAUCAGCAAAUCGCCUGCCCAAUCAGGAUCAUCAAGCAUUGGCUCAACGUGGACUUCUCUCCCGAAGGGGCUGUUGAGUCAGGCGAGGCAUUGGAGUUGGCUAUUGGAGACGUCUUACGUUCCAUUGGUUAUUCUCAGUUCUUCGAGUCCGAAGUAUCCAGAGGCCGUCUUGUCGAGCAUCUCAAAGGCCUCGACCCUCCCAUCAGGUGCACGCUGGACGUGCUCGCUGCGUGGUGCGGGACCUUUUAUCCGGGCCCGGGCGGCAAUGCGCUCGAAGCCGACAGCGCGCACACCUUGGAUACCUUGUUGGGCGAGGACCGAGUUCAUUACGCAUUGGAUGGUGCGAGACCACUGGUCCAGCAUCUGGCUUCUCGUUGGCAGCCGUUUCAAGCCUCGCACAAAGUCUGCCGCACGUGGCUCGAGAGUCUUCCAGACGCCCUCAAGUCGGCGGCCCGAGCCCGCAGCGCGCCGAGGACUUUGAACGCUCGCCGACUUCGUCAGAAGUCCAAGGACCCGCUGCCCCUGCUGCAGACCUUCGAGGAUGUCGAGCGCGUCCUGGGGCAGCUGAUCGUGCGCAAGUACACGUGCGACAACAUGUCGGCUUACGACAUCAGCAAAGACCUCAAGAGGGAGUUCCACGUCGCCAUGCGGCCUUACAAUUUGCAGCAGUGGCUGGGCCACCCCGCGCAGAGGUUGACGUCCCUGCAGAGCGUCCAGGAUAUCGAGAGUCACGGGUGCGCGAAUUUCGUUUUGGACCAGAUGCAGACAGGAGUGCCCGUUGAGCGCGUUGCUCACAGUGUUCGCCGGGAGUACCUCGUCAUCGCGAGCGCCCAGACGCUCCGGGCCUACCGCAGGUACAAGGAGCAGGCCGGCAACCCCCGCACCGCGCCGUGGAUCGAGCAGCGGUGGUGGCGCUGGCUCUAUGAGCAGAUUACUGAGGGUUCCUCUUUCGGGCGCCCCAAUAGGGGCGGCGUUGGCGGCCUGCGCAUGGAGGUGGGCCCCGGGCCAGAACUGUCUCUUCUGCUCCAGCGGUUCUGCGACCGCGCCGAGCUUUCGAUCGGCAUGGUACCAAUGCCGGAAUUCCGCAAGUUUUUCAACAAGCACGAGCAGCUCGCGCAGUUGCGGGCCAUUCGCCGCGUGCAGCACGGCGAGCCGCUCCCCGAGUCCGCUGGCAGACUCCUCAGAGACACCAAGGCAGACGGGGUGCACGAGAAGGUUUUGCAGUGUUGCGCGGAGGUUGCCGCCGCCGACAAGAUGCUUUGUUUCCCUGUGAACAGCGCGGUUGGGAAUACGACCGUGGCUUACGCCGCGAGUAUCUGCGAGGACUUGCAUGCGUGCCAGACGUGGGCCGGUUCCAGCGUUGGCACGCAACAUCGUGGAUUUUGCCGGCGACUGCCAGACACGGAUUUUGCCAUAUGGGCAUGCUACGGCAGUUGGCAGCACUGCCCUUGCUGCGGGUGCUUCUCUUUCAACGAUGAAGGGUUCAAGAGUCUGUACAACGGCACAUCUGCUCAGGUCCCGGCGUCAGAAGUGCUGCAUUCCCGUCGGGAGAUCCCGUCCGAUCCAGUCAAGCACUCUGGCCACGCAGAGCUCGGACCGACGUCGUACUGGUGGGUGAGCCCAACCAUGUACAAGCCCUCGGCCUCCGUGGAGCACGCGUGUGGCAAGUGCACGCCAGCGGCAGAGCACCCUCGGCCCAUCGCUCAUCCGGGAGAGAUGGCCGCUCGCAUCCUCCGAGCCAAGGCUCGAGCCAAGGCCGCCGCCAGGGCCAGGCCUGCAGCCAAGGCCAAGGCGGCGGCGGCUGCCGCUGCCAUCGGGGCCGAUAAAAUGGAACCAGUCUUGCGCACGCAGCAGUUGUAUCGAGUUCCUCGUCUACCGCCAGUGGGCCAAAACAUACCGUCGACCUGGGCCGGCGAAGUGGCAUCGUGGCCUCGGCUCGCGCCCGGAGCGAGCGAGUUCUCCAUGUCGGCCGCAGAGGGAUGCACGUUCCUGGACUUUUCACAUGACGAGAAAAAGGCUUUACGUGUCAUCGUCAUCCACGUGCAGAAGAAACAAGAGAUGUUCAGCGCCAACCCUAACAUUCCGAGCCAUUACAAGAACUGGAAGAAGACCGGCGUCAGCAAAGGCUUCUACGCACCUCACAUCGUUGACGAGCGCAGCCUUCCCACAGCUCGUUGCAAGGCGGCUUUUCGCUGGUUGGUCAAAAACAAUGGCUUUUACGAGGCCUUCUUGAACGCGUCCAACCGCACGCACACGAAUCCGGAUCAGCACGGCCAGCACAUCCGCACAUUUGACCUCCUCGUGACAUUCAAGGGCGUCGAGUGCGCGGCUUGGCCCUGGCUCUACCCCACCGCGGACUUCACGGACACCG